Molecule: messenger RNA, 405 nt
Organism: Penicillium lagena
Lineage: Eukaryota; Fungi; Ascomycota; Eurotiomycetes; Eurotiales; Aspergillaceae
Product: cytochrome c oxidase assembly protein COX16
Exons: 2
Coding region: 1-405 (134 amino acids)
Biological process (GO): mitochondrial respiratory chain complex IV assembly
Cellular component (GO): mitochondrial inner membrane
Source: RefSeq, a predicted model, not a curated record
AUGCCUACCUUCCAAUCCAAGACGUAUCGCCGGGCGACCACGGCCUCUUCCUCCCUUGGAGAAAGGCUUGGCGCUUUCUACCGCGCCCGGCUGGCCCGGCACCCAUUUCUUCUGUUCGGGUUCCCGUUUAUCGCAAUCAUCGUCGCCGGUUCCUUCGCCCUGACCCCCGCCGCUGCGGUGCGCUAUGAGCGCUACGAUCGCAAAGUCAAACAACUCAGCCAGGCGGAAGCAAUGGAUCUGGGUCUGAAGGGGUCGGACGGGGAAGAAGGAAUCAAGCGGAACCCGCGAAGGCGCAUUGUCGGGGACGAGAAAGAGGAAUACUACCGGCUCAUGGCCAAGGACCUGGACAGUUGGGAGCAGAAACGGGUGCAGCGAUUCCAGGGCGAGCCGGACGGGCGGCUGUAG